AUGACUGGCACCCACAGCAGCUUCAGCCUAAGGGCCCACACCUUCUCUGAGCCACUACCUAUUCUCCACAUGCUCCUCCCAACUGUAUAUUCCAAGAUCUGGCUGGUGCUCCCAGCCAACAUCUGUGAGUACCUGCUGCAGUACUAGCCCUUUGGGGCCUUCAACCACUACAACAUCUUCUCCAGCAUCUACUUCCUGGUUGUGAUGAGUGUGGAUUACUACUUAGUGGUGCUGGUCAUUGUCCAGUCCUGUGGAUUGCCAGGCACCCAGAGAGGGGCCAGCCUUUGCAUCUGGCUGGUUAUCACCAUCAUGGGUCUGCUCUUCUUUUCUUUGUAUGUCUUCAACAAUGAGUUACAGGUACCCAGGUGUAAGCUACACUUCCUAAGGCUGGAGCAGGCCUGUUUCCUAGCCAGCCACAUUUAUACAUUGGUUUGGGGCUUUGCAAUUCCUGAGUACAUCAUCUGCAUGUUAUAUGUAGAUCUACUCCCCAGAUUUCAUACCAUGAGACUCCACUCUGGUGCUAAGAUUCUGGGGAAGGCCAAGAGGAAAGUAACUGUCCUGGCCACUGUGUUGGCUGUGUACCUUCUUUGCUGAACAUCCUUUCACCUGGCCUCUGUUGUGGCUCUGACUACAGACAUGGUCAUUGGCAUCUUCUAUGCCAUUAAGCUCAGCUAUGCCAACUCAUGCCUCAAUCCUUUCUUGUAUGUCUUCCUAUAUGACAACUUCUACCAGAAUUUCUGUACAAUAGUCCUAUGUCAGGAAGCCUAA
Molecule: messenger RNA, 768 nt
Organism: Cricetulus griseus (Chinese hamster)
Lineage: Eukaryota; Metazoa; Chordata; Mammalia; Rodentia; Cricetidae
Source: RefSeq, a predicted model, not a curated record